Messenger RNA from Urocitellus parryii (Arctic ground squirrel), 2068 nucleotides. RefSeq names its product ITPRIP like 1 (gene Itpripl1). The record is from RefSeq and is a predicted model, not a curated record. NCBI's taxonomy places the organism in Eukaryota, Metazoa, Chordata, Mammalia, Rodentia, Sciuridae. Gene Ontology annotation, cellular component: membrane.
GCCGGCGCCCUCGGAGCCCGCUCGGCAGGGCUGGGCAGGGCUGGGGUGGCCCGCGCCCGCCGUGCGCAGACUCGCGGACGCUCGGACAGGCAUGGUCAGGGCGCCGGGAGCGGGGAGCGGGACCUCUCCGGCAUGUGGUCCGGGAGGUGAAUCGGGAGCCCACACCCCGCCAGGAAGAAGGCAGGGGCGGUGGAGGCGCCCUGCCUCUUUAAGACCGUGUUCCUGCUGACACCGACGACGGGCUCCUGGAGAGGGUGGUGAGAAAAGCGAGGCCAAGUGCCCAAGGGAAGAGGGCCCUCACCUGGCUUCGGCGUCCUAGGCACCUGGGAGGCACAGAUCUUCAUGAAUCUGAUGCAGAGGCCUCCAUGGCUGUGAUAAGCCUGCUGUUCUUGGCAGUGAUGUAUAUUGUACACCACCCCCUGAUGGUYAGUGACCGGAUGGACCUGGACACACUUGCCAGGAGUCGGCAGAUGGAAAAGCGAAUGAGCGAGGAGAUGCGGCAGUUAGAGACAGAGUUUGAAGACAGAAAGCGAGCGGCCGAGCAGAAGCAGAGGGCAGAGAGCUUUUGGAGAGGAGAUACGCCCAGUGAUCAGUUAGUGCUGGGGAAGAAAACUGYGGGGUGGCCAUUCCAGGCCAAUGGCCAGGAGGGUCCUUGGGGCUGGCUGCUGGGGAACCUGUGGAAUGCUGGCCUCUUUUGCCUUUUUCUCAUCUUUGAGUUCCUGCGACAGAACAUGCAGCAUGAACCGGCCUUUGAGUCCAGCAGCGAUGAGGAGGAGGAAGUGCGUGUUGUGCCUGUCACUUCUUACAACUGGCUCACCGACUUCCCCUCCCAGGAUACCCUGGAAUCCUUUUACAAACACUAUAUCCAAAAUGCUAUCCGGGACCUGCCAUCCACCUGCGAGUUCGUGGAGAGCUUUGUGGAUGAUCUCAUUGAGGCCUGUCGGGCACUCAGCCGCCGGGAGGCUCACCCACAGUUGGAGGACUGCCUGGGCAUUGGGGCUGCCUUCGAGAAGUGGGGAACCCUCCAUGAAACCCAGAAAUUUGAUAUACUUGUGCCCAUCGUUCCCCCAGAGGGUACCAUGUUUGUCCUGGAGAUGAGGGAUCCGGCGCUUGGCCGUCGCUGUGGCUGUGUAUUGGUGGAGUCUGAAUGUGUGUGCAAGCGUGAGAAGCUCCUGGGGGACGUGCUGUGCCUUGUCCACCACCACAAGGAUCACUCAGUGGCCUUGGGAAAGUGUAGCAGUUCCAUUAAGGCAACUCUCUGCACCGGCAGGCACCUGGAUGUGUGCAAGACUGUGCAGUGGUUCCGGAACAUGGUGGGCAAUGCCUGGGCCCUGGUGGCCCAUAAGUAUGACUUUAAACUCAGUCUGCCAUCGUCUACCACCUCCUGUAAGAUCAGGCUGGAUUACCGCUCAGGCCGCUUUCUGUCAAUCAGCUUGAUCUUGGGGGUGCAGCGGGAAGAUACCUUGGUCUACCUGGUGAGUCAAGCCUCUGAGCAGGAGCAGCUCACCAGUGUGGACUGGCCAGAGUCCUUUGCAGCCUGUGAGCACUUGUUCUUGAAGCUGGUAGGGCGCUUUGCCCCUGAGAACACCUGUCACCUCAAGUGCCUACAGAUUAUUUUGAGUCUCCAGGACCACCAGAGCUUGCCCCCUGGGGCAUCCCACCCCAUCCUAACCCCCUACCACUUCAAAACGGCACUCAUGCACCUGUUGCUGCGGCUGCCCCUGACAGACUGGCAGCAGAGCAUGCUCUCUCAGAGGCUGCAGGACCUCCUCUGGUUCUUGGGCCGUGGCCUCCAGCAGAGGUCCCUCAAUCAUUUCCUCAUUGGUAACAACUUCCUGCCCCUGACCAUCCCCAUCCCGAAAACGUUUCGGAACGCUGAGCCUGUCAAUCUCUUCCAGCACCUGGUGCUGAACCCCAUGGCGCACAAGCAGGCGGUGGAAGAGUUCCACAACCUUCUGACCCAGGUGAAAACGCUGCCCUGUGCCCCAUUGGCUGGGGCACCUUAAUGUAAAGGUUAUUAAAAAAAACCCACAAAAAAUGGAAGAAGGUAUUUCUAAUUCCUCAGGCU